UGGCGAUUGUUAAUAUAUAAGAAAUAAAUAUGCCUAUUGUUCUUUAGUUCAUAAAGAUUUGUCUUCACUCUUCGUCAUUGCAUUUGAACUUUAUAUGUUUCUUUUUCUCUAUGUCGCUUAGUUUGACCUACAGAAGUUGAAUUUCCAAAAGUUUCUAUAUUGUCUGUAUUGUCACCAGCCCAAUCAACAUCAGAAAAUAACCGUUGAGGCAUUUUUAGGUAUUCUCAGAUUCUGCAAGCAUGCUGUUCUGCUGCUGCUACCACAAUUUCUAAAUGCUGUUCCAACUUCUUACACUUCUGGGUAGUGUUAUUGAAUUUGACACAUGGUUUCAUGAGUUUUUGUCGAAUUUUAAGUUUUUUAUUCCAUUUAUGGGAUAGAUUGUCUACUGUUAAUGCAUUCUUUUUAAAGGCCUUGAUUUGUUGGCAUGAUCAAUUUGUAGCUCUUUCCCACUCUUUUAACUAUUUACACGACUUGGUUUCAACAAUAUCCAUCAAUUUUCUCAGCAAUCUAUUGCUGCUUGAGUUUGAAACUCUGGUUGUUUGGUUUAUUUAUCCUAGAAUUGUUGCUCACAGUACCAGAGUAGCUGCAAUACCAGCUAAAUGACACAACAAUUCUCUUGUGGCUAAAUUGUAUACCUAUUCUUAACAUUUUUUUUCCUAUGUAAUCUAGUGAAAAUCUGAUUCAUGUAGCCAUAUUUUAUUAAAUUCUCCAUGUAAUCAAUCUGAAACCCAAGUUUUCUUCAUAACAUCUCAUUCUUUGUUUAUUCAGUCUACCCCAUAUUUGUGGUAAUAAUUGUCUUGUAACUCAAAAACCCAAAUGCAAAAUUGAGACCAUAGAGUUCAUAUCCUACAUCUGGUGACGGCAAGGGUGAAACCAAAUAACAGAUGAGGGAAUGGUUAGUAUAUUAUGCCAUAGGCAAAUGGUUUGAGAAGCAACGUUGUUGAUAAUGGGACCAGCUUUGAGUUUCUUCAAAAAAAUUGUUUUGGUGAGGUCAUUGAUGGUGGGAGCUGUGGGAGUAAACAGAUGCAAUCUGUGGCAAGUGCUGUGUGGUUGGAAAGGUGUAAUUAAGAGUUUCAUGGAGAUAUAAUUUUUGGAAUGAAUUUCCUGGCAAUGGUGGUGCACGGUAACUGGCUGAUCAAGGGGAUAAUUAUGGUCUACGACAAAGAGGGAAGAAAAGAAGGAAAGAAGGGAAAUUAAGUGACAGGUGUCUACUUUAUUGGCAUUGAAUUUUAGAACCUUGUAAUAUUUUUGUUCUGCAUCCGAGAUAACGCCUGGCAAGGACUUUAUAGGGUUUUCCAUCAAAGAUUUUGGGUUUGCUUUGUAAAAGUAAUGAUCGUUUCCGCUCUUUUGACUUCUGUGGGAAUAAAUCUUGGCAUUUGUAUUUUAUUUUUCACAUUAUAUUCUAUACUGAGGAAGCAACCAGAAAUCAUCAAUGUUUACGCACCACGCUUGGUAGCUGAAGGAAAAUCUCAGCUUAAGGAUUGUUUCAACUUAGAGAGGUUGUUGCCUUCUGCUGGUUGGGUGAGAAGGGCAUGGCAGCCUUCCGAAGAAGACCUCUUGUCAACGUCAGGGCUGGAUGCAGUGGUUUUGAUGCGUGUCUUAAUUUUCAGUUUGAGAAUAUUUUCUUUUGCUGGGGUUGUUGGGAUCUUCAUUCUUCUUCCAGUGAAUUAUUUGGGUAAUCAGCUAAGUCUUAUUGAUUUUUCUGAUUUGCCAAAUAAAUCUCUGGACAUCUUCAGCAUUUCAAAUGUCGACAACGGGUCAAAAUGGUUGUGGAUACAUUUUAGUGCUGUUUAUGCUUUCACUGGAGUUGUCUGCUAUCUUCUUUAUUAUGAAUAUAAAUAUAUCUCUUCAAAGAGGAUUUCUUAUUUUUAUUCCUCCAAACCUCAGCCACGUCAGUUCACCCUUUUAGUUCGUGGUAUUCCGUUAUCUGCUGGGAAUAGUUACAGUGACAGUGUUGAGAGUUUUUUCAUGGAGUAUCACCCUUCUACCUAUCUAUCACAUAUGGUGGUUCGUCGGACAAACAAGCUUCAAAAGCUUAUUAGGGAUGGGAAAAUGUUGUAUAAAAGGCUCGUUGACUUGAAAUCGAAGAAUCCUGCUCAAAAGAAGUUUACACGUGAUGGCUUCCUAGGACUGUUUGGACGGAAUGUUGAUCUUGUUGAUCACUAUGAAAAGAAGUUAGAAGAUCUGGAAGAGAAUGUCAGAAUGGAGCAAUUAGGUCUUUCAUUGACUGGAGAGGAAGUCCCCGCUGCCUUUGUGUCCUUCAAAUCCCGGUAUGGUGCUGCCAUUGCUCUCCACAUUCAACAAUCAAUCAAUCCCACAGAAUGGAUCACAGAGCAAGCACCUGAACCUCGUGAUGUUUACUGGCCUUUCUUUUCCGCUUCAUUUAUGCAAAGAUGGGUUUCCAGGCUGGUGGUUUUUGUUGCAUGUUUCGUCCUUACAGUUUUAUUCCUUAUUCCUGUUGUAUUUGUGCAAGGUCUUGCUAAUCUGCAGCAAUUGGAAGCCUUUUUGCCUUUUCUGAAAGGCAUACUGACUAUAACAUUUGUCAGUCAAGUUAUCACAGGAUAUCUUCCCAGCCUCAUUCUUCAGUUGUUUCUAAAAAUGGUGCCUCCCAUUAUGAAGAUCCUUUCAUCUAUGCAAGGAUAUAUUUCCAAUAGUGAGAUAGAAAUAAGUGCAUGUAAAAAAGUACUAUGGUUUACCGUGUGGAAUAUUUUCUUUGCAAAUGUACUGUCUGGGUCAGCUUUCUAUCAAUUUUCUAUCAUUCUCGAGCCCAAGAUCAUCCCACAAAAGCUGGCCAUAGCUGUUCCAGCACAGGCAUCCUUUUUCAUCGCCUAUGUUGUCACAUCUGGGUGGACCAGUGUAUCAUCGGAACUCUUCCGCGUGAUUCCUCUCCUUAAUGAUUUUAUACGAAGACAUUGUACCAGCAGUAUUGGCGAUGAAUUUGAAGUUCCCUCUUUUCCCUUCCAUAGUGAGAUUCCAAAAAUUCUCUUUUUUGGGCUUCUUGGAAUUACAUACUUCUUUCUAGCUCCACUAAUUCUGCCCUUCCUCUUGGCUUACUACUGUCUUGGAUAUAUUAUCUACCGUAACCAGUUAUUAAACGUAUAUGAACCCAAGUUUGAAACUGGAGGGAAGUUCUGGCCUAUUGUGCACAACUCGACUAUUUUUUCUCUGAUACUGAUGCACAUCCUUGCUGUUGGCUUAUUUGGGCUGAAGAAGCUUCCUAUUGCAUCUAGCUUAUGUAUUCCUCUUCCAGUUCUCACUCUCCUUUUCAAUGAGUACUGCCGGAAACGAUUCCUACCCAUCUUCACAGCUUAUCCUGCUGAGUGUUUGAUAAAGAAGGGCAGAGAAGACCAUAAUAAUGCUGCAAUGACUGAUUUUCUUGACAAACUAGUCACUGCCUAUCGGGACCCAUCUCUGAUGCCAAUGCAGCAUUCCAGUGAUGAUGAGGGGUAUACCACUCCCCUCCUUAACUCUCGAUAAGUUUGAAGGUAGUGGGUUGGCCUUUCAACCUUAUGGAAGAUGGCCUUGAUGGUUUUGGCAUGCUGAUAAAUGAAAGGAUGACCUGAGGUUUGUGUACUAGAUGAAGAUUGGUGGAAGAAUGUACAUAUUCAUAAUCUGUCAACUAAAUUUUUUGUUGUGAUUUGCUAUUUGUUAAUCACGGUUUGUUGAUGUAGAAUUGUUGUUCAAUAAGAAAUAGCAUAGAAUGCAUGUUUGUAACUAAAA
Molecule: messenger RNA, 3720 nt
Organism: Macadamia integrifolia
Lineage: Eukaryota; Viridiplantae; Streptophyta; Magnoliopsida; Proteales; Proteaceae
Product: CSC1-like protein HYP1
Exons: 11
Coding region: 1330-3477 (715 amino acids)
Cellular component (GO): plasma membrane
Molecular function (GO): calcium-activated cation channel activity
Source: RefSeq, a predicted model, not a curated record